Molecule: messenger RNA, 1376 nt
Organism: Halichondria panicea
Lineage: Eukaryota; Metazoa; Porifera; Demospongiae; Suberitida; Halichondriidae
Product: activator of 90 kDa heat shock protein ATPase homolog 1-like
Exons: 8
Coding region: 172-1221 (349 amino acids)
Biological process (GO): positive regulation of ATP-dependent activity; protein folding
Cellular component (GO): cytosol
Molecular function (GO): ATPase activator activity; protein-folding chaperone binding
Source: RefSeq, a predicted model, not a curated record
AAGGUGAGUUUGUCUGGGGAAAUCCCUCGGCAUGCCAAGGCGCUAGGCCAUGUGGCUUCUAAUUAGUGACACAAAGAAGUUUCCAGAACCUUGUUGUCUGUGCUGGGCGCUCCUCCAGCUAGUGUAGUGUGUGAGGGAACUUUGAGUACAAACUAACUUUCAAUCCUAAGUAUGGCCAAGUGGGGUGAAGGUGAUCCACGAUGGAUUGUCGAAGAGAGGCCUGAUGCCAAGAACGUCAACAACUGGCACUGGUCUGAAAGUGAUGCAAGUGGUUGGUCCAAGAUUAAGCUGAAGGAAUUGCUCGUGGGGUUAGAGUUCAAGGGUACAGAGGGGGCCUGCAAGACAAUUGAAGUGGUCAGCUGCAAGGGAGAGGCCUCUGCCAAUAAUCGAAAGGGAAAGCUGAUCUUUUUCUACGAAUGGCAGAUCAACUUAAAGUGGACAGGCUCUUGCAACCCCCCAAAUUCGACCGUGGAUUGUGACGACGAGAGCAAGGAGUAUAGUGGGGAGAUUGAGAUCCCUAACCUGAGUGAAGAGAAUGACAUAGAUGAUGUGGAUAUCAUAGUCACUGCCAAGAAAUCGUCUCGGGAGGCCAACAAACUGAAGGAGCUUGCUCACAAAAUAGCCCCAAAAAUUGUCAGAGAGCAACUCAGUUUGUAUCUUGAGUCCAUGAGAGAGGAGUUCUCCAAAGGUCUUAUUUUUCCCAAGACUGGUGACGACCAGCCCAAUAACAUAACUACCUCCCGCCAGAGCUCGAUGGGGCCUAACCUAGACACCCCGGCCGCUCAAUCCUCCCCCUCUCCCAUUGGCUGUCGUAUUUAUACUGCAAGAAUCACACUCACUGACACGUUCAUGGCUCCCGUGGAGGAGUUAUAUGACUGCCUGACAGUGCAACAGAGAGUCGAGGCUUACACUCGUAAUGCAGCUGUAGUGGAGAGUGUGAAGGGUGGCUCCUACUCGAUUAUGAACGGGCAAAUCACGGGAGAGUUUGUGGAGCUGGCACGGCCCUCCAGAAUUGUCAUGAAGUGGAGGGAGAAGAUCUGGCCAGAGAACCACCACUCAAAGGUGACUAUUGAAAUCCAGCAGGAGCCAACACAUUCUAAAUUGAUUCUCACUCAAACUGAAGUUCCUGAAGCCGAAUUAGAACGAACUAAGCAAGGCUGGAAACGCCACAUUUUCAGCUCCCUUAAGUACACAUUUGGCUUUGGCGUAGCGCCCCUUUGACCUAAACAGUAGCUAAGAGAAAUGGACUAUUAUUUUAUUCUAUUUAUACAUGCUCAUGUGUUGCAUAUUUAUAGGGUUUAAUGUUUCAAGUUUUGUGAUACUUAUUGGUUUUCUAUAAUCAUCUGUGUAUUGUAUCACAAUUAUUAUAUAUUCUA